CGUGCACGUGCCUGUGUGAGUGCGCGCGCGCGCGUCUGGGUGCUUGGUCUGUUGCCGCCGCCGCUGCUGCUGCUGCUGCUGCUUGUCACUCAUUGUUGCGCGCACACGGGCAGCGACGAGGAGCACCGAUCCGCCCGCUGGCUGUUGUUGUUUACCGGCUUUUUAUAUAAAACCAGGAGAAUAUCCGUGACUCCUUCUUAAAGAUGCUUCAAAUAAGGGACAUCCUCUGGGGAUUCCUCUACAUCGCCUGCGCAGCUGCCAUCCAGGUGCAGGUCACUCCGACACACAGGGAGAUCAGCGUGGGCGAGUCCAAGUUUUUCCUCUGCGAAGUGGUGGGAGACGCCAAAGACAUCGACUGGUUCGCCCCCAACGGCGAAAAGAUUCUGCCAAACAACCCCAACGUCCAAGUGAACCGCAACGACGAAACCACCUCCACCCUCACCAUCUACCACGCCGACGUGGACGACGCCGGCAUCUACAAGUGCGUGGCGAGGAGCGGCGACAAGGAGGCCCAAGCCACGGUGCAAGUCAAGAUCUUUCAAAAGAUCACCUUUAAGAAUGUUCCCAGUCCGCAAGAGUUCAACGAGGGCGAUGAUGCCGACAUUAUCUGCGAUGUGGUCGGGUCGCCGGUCCCCUUCAUCCUUUGGAAGCAUAAAGGUGUCAGGAUCCAGUCCAACAAAGACGUGCGAUACAACGUGAUGGAUAACGGCCACCUGCUGAUUCGCGGCAUCAAGAAGACGGACGAGGGCGCGUACAACUGCGAGGCGCGCGUCAUGGAGACCGGCGAGAUCAACUUCAAAAUGAUCAACGUCGUCGUUAACGUCCUUCCCACCAUCCGCGCCAGGCAGUCCGAGGUCAACGCCACCGCUGACAUGGGCGUCUCCAUCCUCCUGGCGUGCGAUGCCGACGGUUUCCCCGAACCCGCCGUCACAUGGGCCUACAACAACGUCAUCCUCGAGUCAGGCGAUAAGUACAGUCUGAAUGACGACGGCUCCGAGCUGGUGAUAAAAGAUGUCAUCAAAGUGGAUGAAGGAGAUUACACCUGCAUCGCCAGGAACAAGGCAGGCGAGAUGAGCCAGGAAGUCAGUCUCAAUGUGUUUGUGCAAGCUAAGAUUACCUACAUGAACAACCAAACGGCGACAGAGUUUGACGAUGAAGUUACGCUGACCUGCGAGGCCUCGGGUGACCCGACGCCCUCCAUCUCGUGGAGCUUCCAAAACAGGAUGUUCUCCGAAGGGGAGCAGGCUUCGUGGACGCGACCCGACCAAUACGAGAGCCACGACAGAAACAUCGUCGUCCGCAGCCACGCCCGGGUGUCGUCCCUCCUCUUGAAAAAUGUCGACUUCACGUACGCCGGACAGUACCUGUGCACCGCCAGCAACUCCAUCGGUCAGGACAACCAGCCUGUGUACCUGGAGGUUCGCUACGCGCCAAAAAUUCUCGGAGUGGUGGCGGUGUACACGUGGGAGGGAAACCCGGCCAAUAUCAGCUGCGAGGUGGAGGCCCACCCCGGGGCUUCUGUCACCUGGUUCCGAGACGGCCUCCAGGUACCCUCUGUCAACACCACCAAUGUGAAGAUCUACAGCAAGCAGAGCAACAGCUACCUCGAGGUUUCUCCGGAAUCUCAGAGCGACUUUGGGAGCUACAACUGCACGGCAACCAAUGCGAUGGGUACCGAGUCCAAGGAGUUUCUCCUCAUCCAAGCAGAAGUGCCAUCAUCGCCAGAGAUCCAACAGGUUGAGCCUUUCUCCAGCUCAGCUGUGGUGGAGUUUGACGAGCCCGACUCUUUCGGAGGUGUACCCAUCAUCAAAUAUCUGGUAGAAUGGCGCUUGGACGGCCACGGCUGGACUGGAAAGGAGUACGACGCCACAGAAGACUUGACCAGGAUCACCAUCGUGGGCUUGACGCCGGACACCAUCUACGAGGUCAAGAUGUCCGCCGUCAACGGCAAAGGCGAAAGCGAGAGCAGCGCGGCCGUCAAGUUCAAGACCGGACCGAUCCGCCUUUCUUUCACACCGUCAUCGGAGGCUCCGCCCCUUAUUGUCACCACCAGUAUGGCGCUUAAAGGGGAACCCAGCGCCCCCAAGCUGGAGGCCAUGGUUCAAAAUCAGGGUAAUGCUCUGAAGGUCAACUGGAUCAAGCAGGACGACGGCGGCUCCCCGAUUAAGCAUUACCUGGUCCGAUACAAGGCUAAGCACGUGUCCGACUGGAAACCGGAAAUCCGCAUGCCGCACAGCAGUGAGUACGUGGUGUUGGGCGGACUGGACUGGAACACCGAAUACGAGGUCCGUGUUGUGGCGGUCAACCAGAAGGGCAAAUCCGAGCCCGGCAUCCUGUCCUUCAGAACAGCCACAGAACCCACCACCAUGCCAGGCGCCUCAGGCUCUGGCCUGAGCACGGGCGCCAUCGUGGGCAUCCUCAUCGUGGUCUUUUUCGCGCUGCUGGUGGCCGUGGACGUCACUUGCUACUUCCUCAACAAGUGCGGCCUUCUCAUGUGCAUUGCCGUCAAUUUCUGCGGGAAAGCCGGUCCGGGAGCCAAGAGCAAGGACAUGGAGGAGGGCAAGGCCAACUUCACGAAGGAUGAGUCCAAGGAGCCCAUUGUUGAGGUGAGAACGGAGGAGGAGCCAACGCAGAACCAGGAAGGAGUGGGACCCGCGGAGCCCAAUGAGACCACGCCUCUGACAGAACCUGACAAAAAAAACGAAGGACGACGUCAAGACGGAGGCCAACAACACUGCCGUUGAGGUGAAGACGGUCCCCAACGAGGCGCCCCAGACCAACGGCAACGAGAGCAAAGCGUAAUCGGGAAGGUCGAGAAGGUCGGGGUUGGGUUUGAGGGUUGUGGGGGGGGGGGGGGGCUGGGUUUUUGGGUCACAGUCACUGAAAUCUCGACAAUUUUUACACGGCGAGCCUGCCGUCCCAACGGAAAAGCGAAACGGUCAAGCAGUAAUGAAAACGGGGCGUCUCGUCUUUUUGGGUGUCUUCGGACCAACAAUACGGAAAGACUGAUGCAACGUGCCUUGCAGUCGGUCGCUUUUUAAAAAGAAACCUUUCGAGGCAACUGCCUUCUCGCAACGAUGCGUGUGACGGCCGCGCUGAAAUGGGAGGGGGAAAUCAAAAUCGUUAAAAAGUUUCAAAAAAAACAAAACAAAAAAAAACUUUUUAAUGUUCCAGGAAUAAAAUCAUUGUACAAGUUGAAAUACCGUGAGGAAAAAAAAAAGUCAUCGUGUUACAAGAACAAAGUCGUCGUUUCACGAGAAAGUUGUCAAUUUACAAGAAAAACGUCCAAAUUUGAGUCUAGUGAAGUUGUAAUUUCGCAAUAAAUAAGCCAUAAUAUGUGAAAAUAGUGACAAUUUUACAAAAGUAAUGUUAGGUGUCCUAAAAAAAAAAAAAAAAGUCACCAUUCAAGAAGAAAAAAAUAAAAAGCAUAAGAAAAUGUCUGAGAAUGCGGAAAAUAGUUGCACGCGACGGUCGUUAUUUAAAAAAUUGUGACUGUUUUUUUUUUUUAAUGACAAUUAAACAGUUGUAAAAUCACAGUGAGUAAGUUGCCGUUUUACGGGAAAAAGAUUUCACAGAAAUAAUAUGAGGCAUUUAAAAAAAAAAAAAAGAAAUCAUCACUGUUCAAGGCAAAUCACAAUUUUACAUGGGAAAAAAAAUCUCAUGUCUGACAAAAAAAUGUGAGGAGAAAAAAAAAAGUAACAUGAAGACGUUUCAUCAUUUUGAUUUUUUUCGUUCACACAAAGAAUAAGACGAAGCCAAUUGUUUUCCCCCUUUUAAUGUUACAACCUAAAUUUCAUCAAAUUGCAACGUUGGCGUCCAGCUAUGCUGCGUUUUUUCCACGUACGUUUACUUUUCAGUUUUUCUUUUCUGCGUGGCCCUGUAAUGCUCCGUCGACCAACAAGAUUCGAUAUUAUUUGACCGUGUCGGACUGUAGCUUUAUUUUCACUGACGACAGCCUUCACGAAAAAGA
Messenger RNA from Hippocampus comes (tiger tail seahorse), 3970 nucleotides. RefSeq names its product neural cell adhesion molecule 1a (gene ncam1a). The transcript is spliced from 23 exons. The record is from RefSeq and is a predicted model, not a curated record. Lineage: Eukaryota; Metazoa; Chordata; Actinopteri; Syngnathiformes; Syngnathidae. Gene Ontology annotation, molecular function: protein binding. Gene Ontology annotation, biological process: cell-cell adhesion. Gene Ontology annotation, cellular component: membrane. The coding region runs from base 204 to 2744 and encodes 846 amino acids.